Sphenostylis stenocarpa is the source of this 1094-nucleotide messenger RNA. The record is from the annotation of a GenBank genome assembly. Lineage: Eukaryota; Viridiplantae; Streptophyta; Magnoliopsida; Fabales; Fabaceae.
AUGGAGCAGAUUAUUCUUGUUGAUCAAUCUGAACGUUUUGUUUUCAAGCCAAUGUUGUAUGAGCUUCUAUCUGGAGAAGUGGACGAAUGGCAAAUAGCUCCUCGUUUCUUGGAUUUGCUGGCUAACACUAGUGUGCAGUUUUUCAAAGACAGAGUAAAAGUUUUGUAUCCCUCUGAUCAUUGGGGAAUGAAUGUAUCCAAAGCAUCUAGAUGUGGAGGAACUGUUCAUCUUGAAAGCGGCCUUCUUAUUGAAUAUGACUGCAUUUCUGUUGAUAACCUUUUCAUUUCUUCACACUGGACAGCCAGGCUGGUUCUUGCAUUGGGAGCUGAAGCUAAACUGGAUGUUGUACCAGGAGCAGCAGAAUUUGCAAUUCCUUUCUCAACGCUAGAAGAUGCACGGAAAGUCAAAGAUAAAUUAACAACAUUAGAGAGAAAGACCUUUGGAAAGGACUUUCAAAUUAGUGUGGCUGUUGUUGGCUGUGGUUACUCGGGAGUUGAAUUGGCUGCAACAGUAGCAGAGCGAUUACAAAACAGAGGAAUUGUGAGAGCAAUUAAUGUUGAAACUAUGAUUUGCCCAAAUGCCACACCAGGAAAUAGGGAAGCUGCACUAAAAGUUCUUUCAUCAAGGAAAGUCGAACUUUUAUUGGGUUAUUUUGUCCGCUGUAUCCGGAGUUUUGGUCAAUUGGAAUCUUCACAUACCGUGACAGGGGUAGAUGAAAAUAGUAUUGAAGUAGCAGCACCUGCUUUUGAGAGAUAUAUAUUGGAGCUACAACCUGCUGAAAGGGGAACGCAAAGUAAAAUCAUCGAAGCAGAUCUGGUGUUGUGGACUGUUGGGACCAAACCUCCUCUUCCUCAGCUAGAACCGUCAGAUGUACCGUUUGUUAUUCCACUUAAUGCUCGAGGACAAGCUGAAACAGAUGAAACACUCCGUGUUAAGGGUCAUCCCCGGAUAUUUGCCCUUGGCGACUCUUCUGCAUUAAGGGAUUCAAGUGGAAGGAUCCUUCCAGCCACUGCACAGGUUGCAUUUCAGCAAGCAGACUUCACUGGUUGGAAUCUAUGGGCUGCAAUCAAUGGGCGUCCACUUUUGCCAUUUAG